Messenger RNA from Miscanthus lutarioriparius, 1749 nucleotides. Lineage: Eukaryota; Viridiplantae; Streptophyta; Magnoliopsida; Poales; Poaceae. The record is from the annotation of a GenBank genome assembly.
AUGCGCCCCGCCUUCCUCCGCGAGGCCGAGCUCCGCCUCCUCCGCUGCACCCUCCCGCCCGCCCUCGACCCCGCCCCCCACCCGCUUCCCUCCCCUGCGCAUCCGCUCGGCCCCGCCGCCGCCGCCUCCGCGCUCGCCGCCGUUGAGGCCGGCGACUACGAGGCUGCGCUCGCCGCCGCUGCGCCGCACCUCCUCCCGGCCUCCGCCUCCUCUGGGCCUCCCGGCUCUGCCGCGCAGUUCUACGCCGAACUAGGUGCCGCCGCUCGGGCGUUCCUGCUGGGGGAUGGGGACGGGGGAGCGGUGGGAGAGGGGUUCGAGUGCAGGUGCGCGGUUGUGCUCUCCGCUGGGGUGGCCGCGCUGCUCGCGUUCACGCAACAGAACAUGACUGGGCCUCCAAGGAAGUUUCCCACUUUUCCUUUCUGGAUUUCAUCUUUAGAUGAAAGAUGCUAUAGCAAUCUUGGAGACAUAUGGGAUGCCUGGGCUUCUGACAAUUUAGCUUCUUUUGGUUCUCAUGUUCAUGGGAAAUUUUCACUCUUGCAGUUCAUUGUCUUUGCAAAGCUUUUGUUUACCAGCCUACAGAGUCUGGAUCUCUCUGAUUGCUGCAGUGUGCCAUGGUGGUUGUUUAGAAUAUCAAUGUUCCAGCAGAACAUCUUGGAUGACUUAUCAUCGUCUUUGUUUGAUCAAGUGCAAGUGUACAAGAAUAAGAUGUUGGACCAUUUUGGUGAACUGGAAAAGGUUUCUACCUACUGGGAUUAUUUAUUGUCUGAUGGAGAAGGCUCUUAUUUUGUUUCAGCUGCUUUCUUAGAGGCUGGAAUUGUGGAAUACAAAUAUGGUCGUGUUGAUGCUUCAAGGUUGCAUCUCAAUAGCGCACAAGAAGCAUGUGGUCUGCACCUCUCCCUUACAGGAAUCCUUGGUUUUCGAACAAUACACCAGGUGGAUGCAAAGUCUCAAAUGGUGCUUGUUGCGAAGACCAAUAAAUCGGGCUCUGAUGAAGGACAAGUGACAGAACCCACAGUAGCUCAGAAUGACAAUGCAGCUUUAAAAAAUGCAAGGAGCUUCGAUCCUGUUGAAGGCGAUGAAUUCUGUGACAUACUAAGAAUGCCCAGACUGGUGCAUGAUGGGAGUAAUUCUGCCAGUGAAGAUACAACAAACCACACUGCAAAAAUAUCACUAUCGGCUAUACAGCAGGCUGCUGUACUUGCACAAUGCUUGCAUGUGAGCCGGAGGAGUCGUAGUGAUGAAAUGUCUGGGUGGGAGAUGGCACCAUACAUAGAGUCAAUCGAUUCUCAGGAGGAAUCUUACUUUGUGAUCAGGAGUUUGUGCGAUAUACUGCGUGUUAGAUGGGAGAGACCAAUUCAGUCGGACAAAGCAGCGGGCACUACUAAUGAUGGAGAAUUUGGUUUCAGAUUAUUAGGUAAAGUGGCUGAUGCAGUUAGUCUAAUAAAUGCUCGACUUUCUGUUACACCAAAUGACCCAAGGUUAUGGUGUUCACUUGGUGAUGUUACAAAUAAUGACGAUCAUUAUAAAAAGGCAUUGGAAGUAUCAAAUAGUAAAUCAGCCCGAGCUAUGCGUUCUCUGGCUCGCAGUGCGUACAACAGGAAUGACUUCCAUACAUCCAAAAUCCUGUGGGAAUCUGCAUUGUCGUUGAACUCUUUGAUUCCAGAUGGCUGGUUUGCAUAUGGCACAGCUGCAUGGAAGGACAAGGAUCUUGACAAAGCUGUGGAUCGUUUAGUCGUGCUGUACAGAUAG